GCGGGAGGCGCGCUGGUGCUGAUGAUGAUGGUGGAGUUUUCUCUUUUCCGCUGAGCUGGCUCGGGCCUUGGUGGCGUUGCCUGUUCCUGCCCUGCCUUGCCUCUGCCCGCCCGGCCGUCACGGACGGUCACAGGAGGAGGAGGCGCGCCACGGCGGCGCGCCGCCCCGCCCCGCCACGCCACGGGAACUUGCCAAGCUACAAAGGAACUUGUCAAGCUCUCAAAGCUGGCUGCCUCUCUAAAAGCCACUCUCCGCCGCGCCGCUGGCAGCGCAACGACGACGGCUGGCAAGAGCCUCCUCGGCCUCCUCCCUGGCUUCCCCUCUCUCCCACAUCCUCCUGCUUCUCCUCGCCCCCCUCUGUGGUCGGGAGCCUUGUAGCAGUGUAGAAUGGUGUAGAGGAGAGGGGCCGUAGAUGGUAUGGCGAAGCGAAACGACCAACGCGAGGACACGCUCAGGGGCCUCCCCGUCCAGCAGAGCGCCCUGUUUCGUAAGCCCUUCUGGGACGGGGCCCGGGGCCGCACCACACUGUGGCGAAAGCGUCGCUGGCAGGCAACUCAGGAAACGAGUGGCUGUCGACUGAAACGCUGUCGCCAAACCUCGAAACGUUUCAUUGGGGGGAAUGACCGGCGGACUCCACCACCGGCGUCCGCUUAAUCAUUAAGGCUGCUUAACUGUCGCUUAAUUAUUGACAUUCCAAUCCGCUUAACGGACAACGCGGUGAGGAUUGUUUCGCUGUCAGGUCCCAAACCCACUGGCGCAGAUUCGCAGAUGCGUGGAUAAACGUGUGCCCUAAAAAAUGAAAACUCCGUUCUCUCUUUAGCAUUGAGAACAAAAGAGCUCCAGCGAGAUAUUCUGCCCGUUACGUUCCCAGCUGUGGGGCACAGCGCUGUCUGUGUGGCUUUGUGCUUUGUGGGGGCCGAGCUGGGCUGCCUGGGCUGGGGCCGAGGCUGCCGGGGCCCCGCGUGGGGCGUGGGGUCGGGUCGGGCCGCAUACCUUCGCCUCAGUGGCUGUGCCAUGGCUGUCCUGUGGCUGCAAGGUGGCUGUGCUGCAGUGGCUCCGGGCAGCCGAGUGGUGCCGACCAGAGCCGAACACCGCGCCGAAGUCACGCUCGCCCCGCCCCACCCGGGUGCCUCCGCCUCCUCCACUCUACGCCACUCCCCACUUCGCACCAUCGUGCGGGUGUGCCAGCCGGGGGCUUUGAGGAUAGAAGGAUAGAGGAGAGGGAGUAGAAGACCGUUCUAUGCGGGCUGGCUGGGCUGGCUCUGGCUCCGCGGGCGGGUUGGGUUGCUUGGGACAGCGACAGCAGUGACAGCACGCUGUUCCCCCGCUCGCCUCGUCUAGAGCCCCGUCUGUUCAGCGCCGUUCUCCUUGCUGCGCUCGCCGCGCCCGCCCCGCGCCGCGACGCGCCGCGGACCAAACCCUGAGCAGCGGGCGAACCCGAGGAGAACCCGUCACGGGCUCGACCUGCGCUGCGCAAGCGCUGCGCUUCUUGUUUGUUUUUCCGCGUUCGAUAUGACCCACCGUCAUUAGUACGCGCGCGGCGGGCAGCAUUCUCGAUCUCCACUCGUCACGGACUUCACCGAAGCUCUCGCGGCGCGUGACGGCGGAUACGGCGGAGCUUCGCGGGACUUCGCGGCUCGCGCUGCGGCUGCGCUGCGGAGGAGGAGCGAUCGGCGCCCGGUCUCAGAGGGAGUCUAAAAGACAUUUGCGCCGGGCUUUAUAGUAAUGCGUCUUGUUUCUGUGCGUAUGUGCUUCCAAGGAGUGGGCAUGAGAAGAGUGUCGCGGAAGUAUGCAACCUUUUUGAUAUUGGUUGGCAAUGAGCAACUUAUUUCUUAAUGAACCAUCAGAUUUACAAGAUGAGCCCCAUGCUGGAAGUAACUGUCAUAGGCAAAGCAUAGAAGGUGAUUUUUCCAAACGCCUUCUGUGCCUUAAGCCUGGUUGUGAACAUCUACAUUUCAAAAGUGAAGUUGAGCACCGGAAUCAUCUCUUAGGGCAUAUCACAUUGCCAACUGUCGUUGUACCAAGACUUGACCAUUCAACUCUACAGAAGCCUUUCAACAACCCUACUGCCAAACAGGAGUCACUUAAAGUCCGAUUGAAGUUAACAAGUCAAGCUGGAUCAGACAAACGGGCAUUUAAGGGCAUCCUAGCCAGUGGACAUAAUAGACAAUCAAUAGAAAGUGCUGAGCAGAUCUCUGACUUUUUUACAUUUGAGGACCUAUUGAAUCAAACUGACAUUCGUUGUCUGAAGGUUGUCAAACAGUCUCAGAAAGUACUUUCGGGCCCUGGUGGUCUAUUCUGUAGCUUUAAAGAAGAGACGGUAACUGAGUUACCUGAAAAAACUUUCACCACUCAACAAGAUCGGUCUUCCGGAAGGAGGCCAGUGUCUGAAGUCGAGCUGGACGUGCUCACUGACCCUACAGAUUUUGAGGAGCAGGGAGGCAGUGUCAGCAACUCUGAGGAGCAGCCUGAACAAAAUCGGUAUAGAGACGGAGAAGAACGUGAGAACGACUUGGAAGAGGAAGAGGACGAAGAAGAAGAAGAAGAUUACGACGAAGGAGGCAGAGAAGAUUACGAAGAAGGAGGUAGAGAAGAAGACACAGAGGAUUCAGCGAGUCAAGAGCCCUCCACUGCACCUCCUUCACCUUCUCCCAGUGAAAUUCUGAGACCUCGCGGUCUUCUAGCACCUGAACAGCUAGUUGAUGACGAUUCUUGUUAUCCACGCUCUCCCCCAAUUUCACCAACAAGAAUGGUGGAGAUGAAUGGUUCAACAUCUGCAGUCAGCGGAUCAGACAAUGAUAGCGGGCUUUCAAGAUCUCCUGGGGCCUUUACUGGAGGAUCUGGAGCUGGUGGGGAAGAAGAAUCAUCAAUAAAUUGGGACGAGUUGGUUAAUCAGGCCUCUAGUGCUCAUAGCAACAAUGACUCUGAUACCUCCCAUGAAAAUGGACAGACUGGUGGGAGCUCAAAUGGGAAUAUUAACAACGUUGUAUCAGAAAUUGGUGCUAGCAGUGUUGCAUCCAACAUUCUCGAAAAUGACCCAUUAUUACUGCCAGAAAGCUCUUCUUCAGCUGAGGGAGAACAAGAUAAUUUGAACCUUUUGCAAAACUUGACAUCAGAUGCUUUGCCAACUGAAGUUGAUAGAGGAGCUGGAAGUGAGACAGAGUAUAUGUCUUUGGAUCGUCUUGGAGACGCAGGCUUUUGCUGUGAAGUGUGUGGAGAGCGCUCUCAAGAUCAGAGAGUUUUGGAAGAACAUCGAGCUUUGGCAGGUCAUUAUAAAUGUCAAAUUAUGCCUGAAUGCGGAUCUAUUGUCUGGGCAACUUCAGCUGAGUUAGCUGCACAUCAGUCCUCCAUCCAUGGAGUAAAUGCUUCUCAAUCUCAUCAAUCUCAGUCAUCUCCACACACACCAUCUCCUAGAACAUCUCCUCGAACUCCUGGAACACCUCCUGUUCAGCAGCUUGCACAGCAAGUCCAGAGGCUCCCAAUACCCCCACAGGCUGGCUAUCCCCCUAUACCUGGUGUUCAGUAUCCUGUUCCCCCUCAGAUGGUGCCGAUGAUGCCACAGAUGAUGCCUGGUCAAAUGCCCGGUCAAAUGCCCCAGAGAAGACCUCCUAUGGGUUAUCGCAUGCCUAUGCCUAGCCAAGCAGGAUUUGGUCCUGGGUCACCCAACCAACAGCAGCCAGGAUUUUCUGGUUCUAUUCAACCUCGCCCAUUGAAUACACUAGUUGCUCAACAGCCACCGAGAGGGCCAGCACCAGGUCGCCUUCCUCCAGGAGUUAUGCCACCAAGAGGAAUGGUUCCGUCCACCAGAGGACAGAAACGAUCUGGCCCAGUACCAGGUGUUAUGCCUCCGGGAGCUAAACAGAGGAGAGUGGAAGGCAUGAUGCCACCUCAGUCAGACAAUGGGCCAGGGAAGAAGAGUGAUGCCAAUGCUGUGGCAAACAUUUUGGCCACAAGGGGAAUAACCGUGACACCUGCAGGAGGUGCUGCAGGGCCUCGUGGUGCUCCAGCCCAGCCCCCGCCUCAAGCUCGCCAGCGGCAGAACAUGCUCGCGCCAGCUCCACCUCCUCCUGUCACUACUCUCAACCUGAACUCUUCAAUUUCCAUCAUACCAACAACAGGCGCGGCGGGCAAUGGAAGACAGCAGAACAAUGCUGGAUUUGCCAUACCUCAAGCUCGUUCAGCAGGACGUCAGCAAGUGGCCACCACUAAUGUUGAUAGGCCCCCGCGCCCUCCUACAGUGGACCUCACUGGAGAUGGCCCACAGGCAGGUUCAACUAGACUUCAAAUGGGCCCCACUAAUUAUCGUGGUAGAGGCCGGCCGAGCACUCUGACUCGCACCACUUGUCAGAUUUGUGAUAAAGUAUUUGCAUCUCACGACAUGCUUAAUCAACACAUGUUCACUGUGCACCGGCAAGCUGCUCCAGGCAAACUUCCUUUUAGAUGCAACCUUUGCAACGCACAAUAUCCAACCAAUCAAGGCCUUCAGCAACAUCGUCAAACAUACCACAAAGAGACAAUGGGCAUGAAUACCGCCCUUGCUCCUGGAGAAGAAAUGGUCAUACCUCUUAUUGACCUCAAACAACCAGGUGUAGCUCAACGGCUGGGUCAGCUUGGUAUUCACCACUGCAUUCCAUUGUCUGGGCUUGGUAAUCAGUCCAAUGGAUAUUUUUCACUUCCUGUUGUCUCAAUUGAUGGUUCACGUCCAGGGGCAGCAGGUAACCUGCGCUCCCUAGGAGCAAGUGGUGUUCUUUCAAUCGGUCCCAUCAAACUUGUUCCUAAGUAGUAAUUAAAACUAUGACAGGCUUUAAAAGGCUUCCUUUAAUGUUCCUAUUUGUAAGAUAGUAAUGUUAGAACUUCAUGUCAAAUUGUACAACUCUACAGCGUUUAUGAAGGCUUUGUUAGGAUGUGUAAAGAUAUUUUCAAAUGACUGAUAUGUAUUUAUUUUGUUGAUAUUAUCUACCUAUAUAGGCAAGUUAGUGUUUUGUUGUGAAUUUCAUAGCUUGUGUAACACAGAUAUUUGCCAACAUUUUAACAAUUGUAAUUCUGACUGGUUAAACUUACACUAUAUAAAAGCUUUUUCAUGUUCCACAUUUUUUUUUUUUUUUCUCUUUUGUAUGUUUCAAUACUAGCUAUGAACAACUACGUAUAGUUCUUACGACAGUGUGAUCUCAGAAUUGCUGUUAAGAGAAAGGGAAUGGUCAUGACUCACAGGGACAUAGACCCAAAGUUUUAAGAUAUUUAGCACUAUAUCUUCAAAUAUCUCUUGUAAAUACACUUUAAAGAAUUCACUAAUGUAAUAUGUAUUUAUUUUAUGCAUAUCAACUGGUAUUUACCUACUUAAAAGUUAAUAGAAAACUUCAAUCUCUCUUUUUAUUUCAGUAUUGAUUUGUUAUUAUGAGAUUAUCUUUAGUUUGGUCAGAAAAUGUAUUUUAAACUUUGUGCAGUGUAACUGAAUUCACUCACUUGAACACACUAUUUUGACCAUGUAUAAACUUCUUUCUUUUGUCUUAAACUUUCCUUAUGACUGAUUUAACAUUGUCAUGUUGAGCAAAUGGGUGAAUGCAGAUACAGAAAUUAUGAAAAGUGGUAUAUCUAUAUUUGUUUCAUAUUUUACAGAUUUGUGGUGUUUUUUCCCCCUUUGUGCCUAUUCUGUAUUUUCUUCACUGAUGAUCUGCUGUCUGCCUUUUUCUUUAUUUCCCAGCUUAACUGCUAUUAAUAUUGCAUUUUUAAUCAUACUGUUUUACACAAUUAAUUCAGUCACUUAAGUUUUAAAAUAUUGAUUCUUUUUUCAGUUAUUUGACCUUUCUUUAAGUUUUUAAUAAAGUUCAUACUUUUAAAUAAUUGCUUUGGUUAGAGCAGAUUUAUGAUUUAUGAAAUGGAUCAAACUUAGUUCUGUCAUGGUUAUCAGUUAAGAUCUUUACAGAAUUAGCACAGGACUCUUAUGUGGGCUUAUAAAAAUUGGUUGGCCUAUUGUUAUUCUCUGUCAAACUUAGCAUGUGCCACAGCAAUUUUUAAUUUAUUAUGUGACUGAAUAAGUGUGACUGAAGCCUGUGCCAUUCUGACUGUGAUAUGUGUGUGUGUGAAUAAUGUGGAGAUAGUAGUAAUAAAGUAGUAUUCACAAAGAUAA
Molecule: messenger RNA, 6127 nt
Organism: Frankliniella occidentalis (western flower thrips)
Lineage: Eukaryota; Metazoa; Arthropoda; Insecta; Thysanoptera; Thripidae
Exons: 14
Coding region: 1817-4783 (988 amino acids)
Biological process (GO): regulation of transcription by RNA polymerase II
Molecular function (GO): DNA-binding transcription factor activity; RNA polymerase II cis-regulatory region sequence-specific DNA binding
Source: RefSeq, a predicted model, not a curated record